Lepus europaeus (European hare) is the source of this 2074-nucleotide messenger RNA. It is a transcript of the gene HYAL1, whose product is annotated as hyaluronidase 1. NCBI's taxonomy places the organism in Eukaryota, Metazoa, Chordata, Mammalia, Lagomorpha, Leporidae. Gene Ontology annotation, biological process: carbohydrate metabolic process; hyaluronan catabolic process. The record is from RefSeq and is a predicted model, not a curated record. Gene Ontology annotation, molecular function: hyalurononglucosaminidase activity. The transcript has 4 exons. The coding region runs from base 173 to 1570 and encodes 465 amino acids.
GCAAAGAGUUGCCAGGCAGCUUCUUCCUCCUCUGGUGCAGCCGAGGCCAGGGUAAGGGAAGAGAAUCCGCCCUGGCCCUGCGUUGGCCCCCACCCUGGGGUCAGGAAGUCUGGAGGAUGAGGCCCUUCGGCCCUGAGAUUUGUGCUUAACAGGAACCAGAGUAGCAAGGGGUAUGGCCCCUACGCUUCAUGCUGGGCUCUCGGAGAUCAAGGCCUGCUCUCAGCUCUGCCUCCCCGGCCAGGUUUCCCUGGGCCCUCCCUGUGCCAUGGCAGUCCACCUGCUUCGCAUCUGUGGCCUCUUUUUGAUCUUGCUCGCCAUUCCUCGAGGCUCUGGGGACUCUACAGUACCCCCCAAGCCCUUCACCACGGUCUGGAACGCAGACACCCAGUGGUGCCUGGAGAUGCACGGCGUGGACGUGGACAUCAGUGUCUUCGAUGUGGUAGUCAACCCGAGACAGGCUUUCCGCGGCCCUAACAUGACCAUUUUCUACAGCUCCCAGCUGGGAACCUAUCCGUACUACACGCUCGCUGGGGAGCCUGUGUUUGGUGGCCUGCCCCAGAAUGCCAGCCUGGAUGCCCACCUGGCCCGCACCUUCCACGACAUUCUGGCUGCCAUGCCUGCACCCGACUUCUCAGGGCUGGUAGUCAUCGACUGGGAGGCUUGGCGCCCGCGCUGGGCCUUCAACUGGGAUGCCAAGGACAUCUACCGGCAGCGCUCCCGGGCGCUGGUGCAGGCCAAACACCCUGACUGGCCGGCUGCUCGGGUGGAUCAGGCAGCCCAGGACCAGUUCCAGGGGGCCGCGCAGGCCUGGAUGACAGACACCCUCCAGCUGGGGCGGGUGCUGCGGCCCGGCGGCCUGUGGGGCUUCUAUGGCUUCCCCGACUGCUACAACUCUGAUUUUCUAAGCCCCAACUACACAGGCCAGUGUGCCCCAGGCACCUCUGAGCAGAAUGACCAGCUGGGCUGGCUGUGGAACCACAGCUGCGCCCUCUACCCCAGCAUCUACAUGCCUGCAGCGCUGGAGGGCACAGGGAGAGCGAGGAUGUAUGUGCGGCACCGUGUGAGCGAGGCAUUCCGCGUGGCAACGGCUGCCGGGAACCCCACUCUGCCAGUGCUACCCUACGCCCAGAUCUUCUAUGCAUUGACAAACCACUUCCUGCCCCUGGAGGAGCUGGAGCACAGCCUCGGGGAGAGCAUGGCUCAGGGAGCAGCCGGAGUGGUACUCUGGGUGAGCUCGGAGAACACGAAAACCAAGGAAUCCUGCCAGGCCAUCAAGACAUACGUGGACACCACACUGGGGCCCUUCAUCCUGAAUGUGACCAGCGCGGCUCUCCUCUGCAGUCGAGCCCUGUGCUCGGGCCAUGGCCGCUGUGCCCGCCACCCCAGCCACCCCGAGGCCCUCCUCGUCCUCAGUCCGGCUAGUUUCUCCAUCCAGCUCAAGCCCGGUGGACCCCUGACCCUGCAGGGUGCCCUCUCACUCAAAGAUCGGGCGCAAAUGGCUAUGGAAUUCCAAUGUCACUGCUACCGUGGGUGGCGGGGAGCUCAGUGUGAACAGCAGGUUAGGCGGUGAUGGGCCACAUGUCGUCGUCACCUUGUGCACACCCAGAACCCCGUGCACUCAAGGCGGGCCUGGGCACAGCUUCCUCAGAACCAGGCGCAGCCACACAGUAACAGGAGUACACUCAGCCAGCACCAGCACCACGGCGCGUGCCCCGACACUCAGGCGUGCCUACGGAUCAGAGUAGACACAGUUACAGCCACGGGCAGGCACUGUUCACAGGUACCUGCUGCGCUAGGACAGACACUACGCCAGUCUUUGAAAUGCAGCAAUCGCAGAAGCCCUUAUUCGCCAAGCACCUACUCCUUAAGUUCCACGUUUGUCAUUUUAGGAGGACUUGGUUUAUCCUCACAAUUAGGCUUAUGAGAAAACUGAGGCACCAACAGAGAGGGCAAGCCCUUUGCCGAAGGUCACACAGCAAAGACAGGGCGAAGCUGAGGGCCCAGUUGCAGACGGCCUUGUGGAUUUACUGUGUGAUGUUCACCAACCCCCAGCAAAUAAAGCAGUCAAGACGGA